Messenger RNA from Fusarium vanettenii 77-13-4, 1282 nucleotides. RefSeq lists its product as uncharacterized. Lineage: Eukaryota; Fungi; Ascomycota; Sordariomycetes; Hypocreales; Nectriaceae. The record is from RefSeq and is a predicted model, not a curated record. Bases 11 to 1222 code for a protein of 403 amino acids. The transcript is spliced from 3 exons.
ACCUGAUGAAAUGAAAUUCCCAAAACCACCGCGUGCAGUCCUGCAGCGUCCGCGCCCAGCCCAUCAUGACUAUGAUGCUGAGGCAGCGCUGUGCACUUCGUCCCCCCCGUUAUCUCCGGCGCGCUCUCAGAUGAUUGAUGUUGAUAUCGCAUUCAAAGACCGAGGCAGCCAGUUAUCGUCCGAUGAGAAAUCGCCCGCCGAGUGUCACAGCCCAGAAAAUGGAGGCCAAAAGGAUGGGGACAGCAGCAACGAAAAGACACCCAAGCAACCCCGACGGCACAAAAAACACCGAGACCGGACUGAUAAGUUAAAAGAUAUAUUGGAGCCGAUUCUUGGCUCGGAAGACGGCAAGUCCUGCGUCCUGUUGCUCUGCUGUGGUACCCCCUCGGCAUGCCGUGUACUACCAGUUUUGAUCCCGAUCUCAACCGUCACAACGGACUAUGUCGGUCAGUGGAUUCUGAUUAAAGACUCUUGGAACACUUUCCAUAAGAGCUGGAGACACCGACUUCCUUUUUACGGUGUUAAGCAGGUUUCUUUAGCCUCGGUAUCACUCCUAGCACAGGUCGGGUCGAGCAGUUCGAACAGAUCCGGUAAUGGACAUUCUCAGUUCCUUGGCGCUUGUACGCCAGAAGACUUGGAAGGUCAGAUGCAGCAGCAACAAGCCAUCGUUGAUCAAGUGCCAGACAGGGAAUUCGCCUGUUAUUAUGAUCCGCACAGUGGAAUAUUCGAGCAUUGUCAAGAGUGCGACGACUACAGAGAAGCCCACGAUAAUGUUUUCGAGCCAUAUGAGUCGGCUUACGAAUGUCCCUUUGAGAAUAUUAGAGAGGCGAAGAGAAGGCUAUUGCAACUGUCCAGGAGAAAGUCAUUCCUUACCUUGGCCUUCCAGCGUCCCGAAGUGAGCGAGGCGAAUGAUCUGAUCCCAAAAAGCCGAUUUUACUCACACUUUCUCAGAGAAGUACUGAGGCUCUUCGACGAAUGGGGACGUCCUUCGCUUUAUGAAUUGCCCUUUCGGGGGCUAUUAGUCGAGGAAGGGUGGCUUCUCUCAUCCCAAGCUGUCUUCCUUGUCUACGUCGGCGGCAUAUUCAUCCUUGCGGUGCCAUUGAGGCUGAUGUUUGGAGGUUGGGAUGCUGCUUGGGGAGCUGCAAGUUGCCUUCUGACCUUGGCCAUGUUUGGAUACCAAUAUACCAAGGAUCAGUCCGGUCACAAGGCACUAUUGAAAUAGCAUCUCCUUUUAAGUCUGUUCAGAUACUGAAUUUCCACGAGAAAUCUUAACACCAAUGGC